This is a messenger RNA of Etheostoma spectabile (orangethroat darter), 3166 nucleotides long. RefSeq lists its product as uncharacterized. Gene Ontology annotation, molecular function: GTP binding. The record is from RefSeq and is a predicted model, not a curated record. NCBI's taxonomy places the organism in Eukaryota, Metazoa, Chordata, Actinopteri, Perciformes, Percidae.
UUCUGUAGUUCGCUUCAUGCACGCCCCUUUCCAAACCCAAAAAUGGGAAAACCCCAAUAUACAAAUAUUUUAGCUGAACCGACCACAACCUACCACAAUGAUGAGGAGAUGAGGAUUGUGAUGGUGGGGAAGACCGGAGUUGGGAAGAGCUCCACAGGAAACACCAUCCUGGGAAAACACCACUUUAAAUCAGAGUUCUCCCCUAAGUCUUUGACUGAACACUGUGCUAAGGCCAAGGGUGAAGUGGAUGGAGAAAAGGUUGCUGUCAUCGAUACCCCGGGUCUGUUCGACACAAGGAUUGUUCAUGAUAAAAUCAGUAAAAUAUUGCCCAGAGCAUUUCUUACUUCUCCUGGACCUCACAUCUUCCUGGUCGUCAUCAGACUGGGCCGACACACAGACGAAAAAAAGAAGACGGUGGAGAAGAUUCAGGAAAUCUUUGGAGAGGAAGCUGACAGAUACAGCAUGGUUCUCUUUACCCAUGGUGACCAGCUCAAAGGGAAACCUAUUGAGGAGUUUUUGAAGGACAGCGAAGACCUGCAGGAACUCGUGGACAAAUGUAACGGCCAGUACCACGUCUUUAAUAAUGAGAUGAAUGAUCAUUCUCAGGUCAGCGAGCUGCUCGACAAGAUCAGAACUAUAACAGAGAAGAACGGAGGAAGUCAUUACACCACUGAAAUGUUCCAGAGGGCAGAGAGGGCGAUAGAAGAGGAGAAACAACGAAUCCUUAAAGAGAAAGAAGAGCAAAUGCGCAAAACUGAAGAAGAAAUGAAGAAGAAACUAGAGGAAAAGUAUGAGCAACAAAUAAGGGAACUAGCGGCUGAUAGAGAGAGGAUGCAACAGGCAGCUGCAGCUCGUGAUAGAGAAAUAGAGGAGGAGAGGAAAAGAUAUAGAGAACAGCAGGAAAAUCUGGCCAGACAGCAAGCUGAGAACAGUAAUCCAAUAUCACAAGCUGAGAACAGUAAACCAAUAUCGCGUUUCUUCAGUUCUGUGUUCAAUGCAAUGAAACGAAACACCAUCCUGGGAACAAAGUACUUCAAAUCAGAGUUCUCCCCGAAAUCUUCGACAACAGUCUGUAAAAAGGCCUUUAGUGAAGUGGAUGGACAAAAGGUCUCUGUUAUUGACACUCCGGGUCUGUUUGACACUAGGAUUGAUGAAGAGAAAACCAAGAAAGUUAUUGUCCAGAGCAUUUCUUAUGCUUCCCCAGGACCUCACAUCUUCCUGGUUGUCAUCAAACUGGGCAGAUUCACAGAGGAAGAGAAGAAGACGGUGGAGAAGAUUCAGGAAAUCUUUGGAGAGGAAGCAGACCGAUACAGCAUGGUUCUCUUUACCCAUGGUGACCUGCUCAAAGGGAAACCUAUCGAGGAGUUCUUGAAGGACAGCGAAGAGCUGCAGGAACUUGUGGACAAAUGUAACGGCCAGUACCACGUCCUCAAUAAUGACCUGAGGGAUCGUUCUCAGGUCACGGAGCUGCUCGACAAGAUUAGAUAUAUAACUGAGAAGAAUGGAGGAAGCCAUUACAGCACUGAAAUGUACCAGAGGGCAGAAAGGGCGUUAGAAGAGAAGAAAAAAAUAAUGUUGAGGCAGAAAAAAGAGCAAAUGCGCAAAGAGUUGGAUAGACUUGAGAAGAAAAUAAGGGAAGCAAACAAAACUGGAGCAUCUCCGGUCUCUCUCCUUGGGAGGCCCCACCUACAGAUCUCUUUUUCUGGGUGCCAAGCCCCCAAAAUCUCCCUCCUGGGUCCCUGUCCUUUUAGGUACCACGUAUGCCAGUAUAACAGACCCCUGAUGGUUGGAGGAUGUAUUGUAUUUUCCUUCAGAGGUCAAUAUAGGCAAAUGUGCAGGUCCAAGUUCAUGAAAUAUCAUAUCAUUACAAAUGCAAUAAACUAUACAAAUAUUACAUUCUUUAUGCGUGAACUGACCACAACCUACCACAAUGAUGAGGAGAUGAGGAUCGUGAUGGUGGGGAAGACCGGAGCUGGGAAGAGCGCCACAGGAAACACCAUCCUUGGAAAACACUACUUUGAAUCAGAGUGUUCCCCUAAAUCUUUGACAAAACACUGUAAAAAGUCUUGUGAAUUGGAUGGACAAAAUAUUGCUGUUGUUGACACUCCGGGUCUGUUUGACACCAACACUGAUGAAAAGGAAACCAUUAACAAUAUUGUCCAGAGCAUUUCUUAUGCUUCUCCUGGACCUCACAUCUUCCUGGUCGUCAUCGGACUGGACCGAUUCACAGAAGAAGAAAAGAAGACGGUGGAGAAGAUUCAGAAAAUCUUUGGAGAGGAAGCAGACAAAUACAGCAUGGUUCUCUUUACCCAUGGUGACCGGCUCAAUGGGAAACCUAUCGAGGAGUUCUUGAAGGAAAGCGAAGACCUGCAGGAACUUGUGGCCAAAUGUAACGGCCAGUACCACGUCCUCAAUAAUAAUGAGAUGAAUGAUCGUUCUCAGGUCAGCGAGUUGCUCGACAAGAUCAGAACUAUAACAGAGAAGAACGGAGGAAGUCAUUACACCACUGAAAUGUUCCAGAGGGCAGAGAGGGCGAUAGAAGAGGAGAAACAACGAAUCCUUAAAGAGAAAGAAGAGGAAAUGCGCAAAACUGAAGAAGAAAUGAAGAAGAAAAUAGAGGAAAAGUAUGAGCAACGACUAAGGGAACUGGCGGCUGACAUAGAGAGGAUGCAACAGGCAGCUGCAGCUCGUGAUAAAGAAAUAGAGGAGCAGAGGAGAAAAUACAGAGAAGAGCAGGAAAAUCAGGCCAGACAGCAAGCUGAGAACAGUAAUUCAAUAUUGGGUCUGAUAAAACGUUUCUUCCGUUUUUUGUUUGGGUAAAAUAAGAAAUUUGCUGGUUUGCAAGUGAAAUUCUGACUUGCUGAACAGCAGCAGCUUUAACAAUCUGUUCUCUUCACAGCUGCUUUUAGAUUUUCAUGUGUAGUGCUUCAAUGUCAAAUAAACUACAUUUCACAGGUUAAUAAUUGUACAAGAUAAUUGAUACAUGUUUAGUAGUACAGCUUGUAAAGAGCAUGUUUCCAUGGUGAUCAUAAAAUAAAUCUGAUAAUAAAUGAGUUAUGCUUUCCUGACAUCAGUCAGAGGUUGAAGAUAAUAAAUACAGGACAUGAAGGUCUCCUUCCAUUUAAUGUGACUUACAUCUCACACAGAACCAGGUAGAAGAAGAAAA